AUGGGGAAGAUCACUAAGCCCAUGCAACCAAAGCACAAGGAUACUUUGUCUCUUUGGCUUAAGAGCUACGUCGAAACCACAUCAACAACGCCACUACCUCUCUUACCACAAAAGCUGGGAAGCUUUCCAUCUCGAUGGCCCUUCGGACGCGGAGAUCUUUACCACUGGAUUCCUCUCCUGAACCGCUUUGAUAGCAUCUUAGAGCACUUCUGUGCUACAUAUAAGCUGAAUGAGGGCCCACAGACUCGCGACUUUGGUUGCGAUGUACUGCUCAACCAAGUUCAAGAAUCGACCUUUGGUAGCGAGCGGCGGUGGUCAACGGAGGAGCUAAAGGGUUUGGGAUUUUCAUCAAACGGAGACCAACAACUAGUGGAGGUGGUCUUGCGCUAUACGCGAAUGCUACUGGAGCACUGCGGUAACCGAAGUAUCUAUGCCAGCAGCGCCCAUCUUAACGACCUUCUCAACACCACAUCUCUUAGCGUACUGAUUGCAACACUCGAAGUCGGUUCAGAACUGGCACAAAGGUACCAAGCCUCGGUCAAGCGCAUCACAAACCCCUCUAGGCAGAUCAGCGCAGCUUUGCUGGCAAACCACUACAACAUCGAUCUCGAUAGAGUUCAACAGCUUGCUCUACCUGUUGCGAAGACGCCGAUCGUCAGUUUAUCUGAUCCUGUAACAACUCAGACACCUGGCUCGACCAAAGGAAAAGAACGUGCACAGGGAGGAAGCCCCAAGUCAGCCAACUCCAUACAUGCGAAUGAUUUAGUUGCCCUUGCGGCCUCAGACGACAAACGGUGGCAUGGCUGGGGAGAUGUAAAGGUAGCAUAUUAUCCCCAGAAUACCCUGCAAGAUUCUGUUGGCAACGAUGCGUCGCUUCCAUCCACACCAACACCCCUGCGUCGUAGUUCUACCAUGACAUCCCAGCAUCAUACUCCGAAAAGUCGGGGUAAUUUCGAUGAUUCCACUCCAACUGCCCCCCGAACGCCCGGUGUUUCAGACGAGACAACAUCUGCUGGACCAAAGUUCUACGAAAUACCACAAUCCGUCAUUGCAUCGACUUCCGUCUAUGAGUUGGUGUCACGCACUCCCGCGGAUCUUCCACCCGCUUCGAAAUACGAGGUGUUCCACAGGAUCAGAGCCUCCAAAGCUCUUAUGGAUUCUGGUGAAUCGCGGCAGAAGUUGCUUGCUGUCCGCCUCUUAGCAAUCAACAAUCUUGCAUACAUUCAUAACGAAGCUAACUUUCUCGAGAAAGUUCUCCGCCAAGAUGCAGACGAGACCAGAAGAUUCCAGUUAGUGUACCAGCUUGCUGAGCUCAUUCAUCCUACAGCACACGGGAACGUUGACGUACCCCUGUGGCUUCAAGCUGUGGCCCUCGCCCUCCUGGAAGCCGUCUCUAAUUUCCAAGCCAAGUGUCAAGAUGUUCUCUCUGCUUUGAAUGCCAAUGUUAACCAUGGCAUACUACUCUACGUUAUCAGGAAGGCAGUUGCAGGAAUGAAGGAAGAUGACGAAAGUGACAAAGGAAAUCAAGUUACGGAAAUGGAUGAGUGGCGUAAUAACCUCUUUUCACUCACUCUCCAUCUAUCCAUGACCACUCGCGUUGGAAGCGAGAUGGUAUCCGCGGGAUUGAUGGACAUCUUGGUUGAGAUUCUAAACAUCAGGUCAAGUGUCGCGCAACGAAAUCAUUCCAUGGUCCUUGCAUUCUUGGACGGGUUGAUAUGGAGCUACCAAAACGCCUUCACUGCCUUCUUCAACGCCAAAGGACUUGAUGCAGUGUCUCAAUUGGUGGUUGAUACCGUCAGGGAGGCGCAGACUUUGCACAAAGCAGGCCAAGGCGUUACGAAGGAUCAGCAGUCAGGACAGGUGGAUUAUGAGAUUCCAUACUAUCAGCAGCAGACUCUCAAGUGGCUGCUUAAGUUUGUCCAUCACAUUAUGUCUAACUCAUACAGCUACGGUGGCAACACUGACCGGCUGCUCCGCAAUCUCGCUGACAAAACUGAUCUCCUGGAGAGCUUGCGGGACAUCAUUGGAGACAAGAAGAGUUUCGGUUCAGUCGUCUGGACGAAUUCUGUCACCAUCUUAAGCGAUUUCAUCAACAAUGACCCUACAAGCUUCGCAGCUAUUUCUGAGUCUGGUAUGAUCAAGACAUACUUGGAAGCUGUUACCGCAAGGCCGCUUCCCGGUGACGUAUUGGUCGAACAAAAGCCUAGCGACAAAGACGACGACGAUGACGACAACGAAUCCAACUCUGCAAAUGAAACUGUCACUGCGAUAGUUGCAAAUGACUCGCGACCGCAUCCCCCUCCCGAAGACUCUAUCCGGGAAUUAUCUCGCGAAACGUUGGCAGCAGGAAUCUUACCUUCCAGUGAUGUCAUUACUGUUGUACCACAUGUCCUUAACUCGAUAUCGCUUAACAACGCUGGCAUGAAGCUGGUAGCAGCAUCCCGUGCUUUGGACAGCUUCCUCGAGAUUUUCGAAAGUGCUACCCACGUAAGAUGUAUGGAACUCGACGGCGAUCUCGCCACCAAUGUUGGAGGAAGCUUUGACGAACUUGCUCGUCAUCACCCGGCCUUACGUUUGGCCAUUUCUAAUGCUGUUAUCGAUAUGGUUGCUCGCGUGCGUUAUCUCGGCAUCGAGAAGGCCAGGACCGCCGGGUGGGGUGCUCGGAUGUUGUUGAUUGACGAUGAGGGCAAGACUGUAUCCGUGGACGAGAAUGGCAACUUCAUUCGACCGACUGCAUCUGCUGAGCACAGCCAGGGACUUGAGACUUCUGGAGACACGGAUGUCAAUAUGUCCGAUGUGCCCUCCAACGACACGGAUUCCGAAGGCCAGAAAGAUGAUAGCCGGGAUUCACCCACACGCUCGAUCACUCCCUACAUAUAUGCUUUAGGUUACUUCUUAAGCUCUUACAUCUCAAACCAGGGCUUGAGGACCAGCUUUGUGGAGGCAGGCGGAUUGGAGCUUUUGCUCGACAUUUGCGAAUCCCCGAGUCUGCCCACCAAUUUUGGUGACACCGUUGCUUCGAGGAUUCUCAAUCAGGUCGUCUCUCAGGUCGUUGAGUCCUUUCCCAUACGUGGCCUCCCAUCUUUACUCAGACGAGCUCAAGUGGCUAUUGACACUUUGCAGCCUCUGUCUGAUAAGACGGAAGCUUUGCCACCAUACUUUGCACCUUUUCUUGCCUCUGACCUCAAAACGACAGACGAUGAAGCUGUCAAGAACGGUACCAAGAUGAUCAAGGCAUUGUCAAAUGCGCAGACGUUUAUUAAAAUUAUUUCCGAUUGCUUCGCUACAUCGAGAUCGAAUACUUUACAAUUCUACCCAGUCAAUGUUUACGAUUACUACCUCAAACUCGUCAACUCCAUCGGUCCCUUGUUGCGUGGAGUUCUAAUUGAAGAGGCAGGAGAACUCAACGCUGUCCCGCAGCAUUGGUCUUUUAGACGUCAAACAUCCGCCGAGGGAUUAACUAGCACACACCCCCCAGAAACCGAUUUGGAUGACAGCACUUCAUUGCCAGAUAUGCUAAGCAGCACGGCGCAAUUUCAAGCGAAAGAUGCUUCAGAUGACUCUAAGCCGACCCGUCCUACAGAUGAGGAGCAAGCCAGCCCCCGUUUCCAGAACUAUGAAACGUUACGACAUCUACUGCAUCCUAUGAUACCAACAACAUUUCCUCUGUUCCAAACGCUCGGCAAGUGUCUUUUGCCACGACGGGAACGAGAUCCUCGUGAUCUUUAUCACCGACCUCGGCACUUGGAAAUUGCACGAGCACUUGCAAAUGCAGUACUUGGCCAGUUGAGGCCAUCUGUUGCCAACCCAACACCCACAUCCAAGGACUUCCACUUCUGGAUCAUCAUGUUGCAUACUAUCAAUGAGAUGCUCAUUGAUCAGCCUUCUCCUAGACCAAGCGAUCGGGCAAGUGUUCACAUCAUCAUGCCUGUUCUACUGGCUUUCAAAGAAGAGGGAGGAAUGGAUGUAUUGAAUUCAAUGUUGAAGAUAUUUGCCCGGGCAGUUCGUGAAGGCCCAGAUGCCGCAACAGAUGAGACUUCCAGAUCCAAGGUUGCUGCAUUCGGACUGAAGAAGGUCCUCGACUUGGAUUUGAUGUUGGUCAAUUCGAAGCAACUUUCUGAAGCCCAAAACGCAUUCACUCUACAGCCUCGAAGUGGGGACAGGUCGUCAAACUCAACAUAUAUCAGUCAACAACUUGUAGUAGAGUUUAGGGCAGUCAUACUCCCUGAGAUCAUCGGACUUUGGGACUCUUCCUUUGUCGAAAGAGUACCCCACCAAACUGUGACGCGGUUAAUCGACAUUCUCAGAGUCAUUUCUGUUGCGGAUGGCGAGCCUUCAUCGUCCUCGAGAGAUAAGCCGCCUUUCCACCUUUUCAGAUACACGGAUGUCCGCUUCGACUGGCGUUCCCAUCGUGGCACGAUUGAAGAGCUGGUUGCCAAGGGCUAUGAUACUGAUCUGGUCCACGAGGCAGUGUACAGGGCGAAUGGAAACCCUAACCUCGCAGAACAUUACUGCUCAGCCCACAAAGCUGGACUUGCCGGCGCGCGUAACCCAAUCCCUUCUGCAGACUCUGACACAUCAGUGUUGAAACAGACUCCACAAGAGCCCUCAAGUGUCAGUGAGACUGAGGGUGCUAACACAGGCGGGGAAGCAGACCGUAUGUCCUUGGAUGGACCUCCGGAAAUUGAUACUCCCGAUCUUGCGGAGAGAUUUAUUGGGGAAACAUUAGGGGGCAUCAUCAAUACCCCUCAAGAUGUGGAUGAGAUCCAUGAAGGCCCGAGUUUGUCGGCAGAAACGCCCGGAUCUGCCGCAGAAGAGUCAAAAAGAAACGAACCCCUCCUUGCGACGAAAGAAGAGGUCGACAAGUUUCGGGCGAAAUUGCGAGGAAACAUGAUAGAUAGAUGCCUCGAUGUUGUUCGGGCACAUCCUGAAACCGCGAUCGAGGUGUCUGAGCUCAUCCGGACCGUGGUUUUGAAACAACAGCCUGGUGAUACCGAAGAUGAAAUCGGCCAGACCUUGACUUUGGCGUUGUCGUCGCUUGCCCAAGACGAGGAGGAAGAAAAGCAGCGUACCGGGAAAUGCAUUGCUGCUUAUGCCCAUCUACUCGCUUUACUUCUCCAGGAUGAGCGCUUCUUUGAUAACAGUAUUGAGAACCUAAGGGAACAUAUCAACGAGUAUAUUGGAUUCCUGAAGGUUUCCCCUAUGAACUCUACUGAAGGGAUGCCACCGUGGAUACCAUAUGUGCUACUGGUCGUCGAGACUCUCCUUCGUCAUGAUGAGCGUCCAGUUGCUGCGCAGUGGAAAGCACCGAAGUCCCUGGACGAGGCUGUUUCUGACCCAGUCAUUCAAAUGCGAACUCCGAUUGUCGGUGACCAUGAGCGUACCCAAAUCCUAGAAUCUUUGCUUGAGAUGCUCCCGCGAAUAGGAAAGGAAGAAACACUCGCCAUUGCAGCACUCAGAGUUCUGGUUAUACUGACACGCAGUCGACGACUAGCGAAGUUGGUCGGAGAUAAGAAGAACUUGCAACGGUUGUUUCUUAUGGCAAAGCAACUGUCAGGCUCCGGCUCCGAGAGAUUCAAACAAACCAAGCUCACUGCUCAUAUCAUGACUGUUCUUCGUCAUAUCGUGGAGGAUGAAGAGACCAUCAAACAGAUCAUGCGCGCAGAGAUCAAGAUCGGCCUCAUGAACCUAACACGAACACAGCGGGGGCACACUGAUGUUAAUAACUACUUGCGUGUAAUGACACCAGUUGCGCUUCGCGCACCGGACCUUUUCGUUGAGAUUUCCAACGAGAUGCUACGCUUCCCCAGGUGGACGCCCCUUUCCAGCGACAACCCUCGGUCGCAAAGUCUUGAGUUGAAACAAGAAGCUACCCAGUCGACUUCUGAUACCAGCGGUGACGAUAACGAUAAUAUUGUCGACGACAUAAAGCAGUCCACGGAACCUGCAGACAAGGAGAUGAUUGAUGCACCUAAAUCCCAUGAAAGCAAACGACCCGUCGUUGAGAAUCCUGAUGGUGUUAUACAUUUCCUUCUUUGCGAGUUGCUCAAUUAUCGUGAAGUCGAAGAUAAAGAAGUACGGGCUACUGAGAAGGACCCCAAGAUCGAUCAUGCUCCUGGCUCGGAAGAUGCAACAUCCGCUUCCAAAGACAACAAUGCCGCCGACGUGAAGGACAAGAAGCCACCAAAGCCUGUUUUCAAAACUGACGAGCAUCCGAUCUUUGUCUACCGGUGCUUCUUGCUUAACUGUCUUGCUGAGCUCCUUCAAAGCUACAACAGGACAAAGAUGGAAUUCAUCAACUUCAAGCGCAAUGCUCCAUUAACUACAAGUACACCAAUCAAGCCUCGGUCCUCGGUCCUUAAUUAUUUGAUUUACGAUUUGUUGUGUCAGGGCAAUCUGAGUGGAACUGCCGAUAGUAUCGCCGCGAAGAAGAAGGUCGCUACUUCAACACAAACCCAGAAGGUUCUGGUUGCCUUGGUUGCCAAGACUAGUGAGAAGGCCAUUGAUCGCGGAAAGGACAAAUUUGCGUACGACGACGAGCCCGAUCUUCUUUUUGCCCGCAAAUUUGUUCUUGACACGAUGUUGAAGGCCUAUGAGAGAGCACCUUUGUCUGAUGAACCUUUGGAAACUCGCUAUUCACGCAUGCAAUGCUUGGCCGAACUAAUGAAUUACAUGGUUGGCGAAAGGGACAAGGAUCCAGGUGCGGCUUCUCGAGGCUCCGACAACGUUCAAGCUCGGUCGCACGCUCAGCUACGAAGAUUGAUGUAUGAGAAGGGUUAUCUUGAUAAACUCACGUCCUCUAUUGCCGAAAUCAACCUCAACUAUCCGGGCGUUAAACGAGCCAUUAAGUAUAUCUUACGUGUCUUGCGUGUCCUCACAGAGACAGCCAAGGAACUAAGCCAUUCCAAUAUCUUGCCCUCUGAUUCAUUGUCAGACACUGCAGAUGAGGACCUUGGUUCAACCUCUUCGCUCUCAGACCUCGGCGAUGAUCGAGAAGAAACCCCUGAUCUAUAUCGCAAUUCUACCCUUGGUAUGUUGGAGCCUCGUGGUGAGGACGACGAUUCCGAUGAAGAUGAAGAGGACGACGACGACGAGGAUAUGUACGGGGACGAAUAUGACGAUGAGAUGGAUUAUGGAGACGACGACAUUUCGGACGAAGAAGAUAAUAUCAGUGACGAUGACGAAGAACUUGGCGAAAUGGGCGAAAUUGAAGGUCUCCAUGGCGAGCCGGGCGUCGUCGAGGUCAUCAUGGAUGAGGACGAAGAGGAUGAAAGUGAUGAUGAUGAUGAUGAUGACGACGUGGAAUCCGCAGACAUGGAAGACGUUGAAGAUCAGGUCGAGAUUGUUGAUGAAGAGGGCAACCCUCUAGAUGACGAUGGGAACUCGGAAUGGGAGAGCGCGAGCCAUGAUGACGAGGAUGACGAGGACCAGGAAGAGGAUGACCUAGACUUUGAUGCAGAUGUUCAUGGCGAACAUAUGCCUAUGGAACCAGGCGAUAUCCUCAACGGCAUGGCUCGAGCAAUCAUUGGUGAUGGCGACGUGUACGAUCCAGACAUGAUGGAUGGAAUGGAAGAUCACUAUCUUGAUGAUGGUCAUGACGAAGAUGAAGACGAGGAAGAUGAGGACGAAAUGGAAGAUGACGAAUACCUCUAUGAUGACGACUAUCCGUUGGAUGACCAGCCUCAGCCCAUGCCGGCUCUGGGAUGGGACGGGAUUGGUACCGAAGACGAAGAUCGUUACCGCCAGAUGUUCAUGGUCGACAACCCAGGUCGCCGACAAUUUAUUCCUUCUCGUACCACCGACUCGCGUAGCCCCUUUCCUCCCGGCUUCAUUGUUGGCUCUCAUCGGGACGCCGGUGGCGAUUUCCGCAGCUUCUUUUCGCGCAGCCAUCGCCCUGGGGCAGGUCAAUCUAACACCGAUGAUGGCACCAACCCACUCCUCAGACGGGGUGACCAAAACAGAGAAGCAUCUCAACGUCCCACCAUCAAUCACACUAUCGGUUUGCGAGUUCCUCCUGAAGCGAUCUUUGGCUCAGGUGGACGACAUAUCGAGGGAACCAUGGGAUUCCUCGGUGAACUAAUGGAAUUCCUCCCGAUCAUGGGGCGCAACGGACAGCCUGCCUUCCACCUGCAGAUUACUGGUCCGCAUGGGCACCGCGAGUCUAGAGAGCUUGGCGCCAUACGAACCUCUCGUUCUGAACAGAGACGCGAAGGAUCGGCUCAGGAUCCAUUACAAGCUGUGUCGUUCGCUAUUGAAGGCACGAUGGAUCGAUAUCAGGAGGAAGCCAGGAUGGUUUUUGGGGCCAGCAAUGCAACGGAAACGGCUAAGCUCCAGAACGUCAUCGUGGCUAAGCUUACUCCCGCAGCAAUGGAGUUGGAGAAGAAGCUAAAAGCCGAAGAAGCUGAACAACAGAAGCGCGAAGAAGAAGAACGGAAGAAGCAGGAAGAAGAGGAGCGCCUGGCACGUGAAGCUAAAGAGGCUAAAGAGAAGGCGGAGAGAGAAAUGCGAGAGGCAGAGGCUCGAGAGGCUGCUGAACGUGCCGCUUCUGAAGCAGCCGCUAAUCAGGACGUGUCCACUGAAGGCCAAGGUGAUGGAAGUGCGAUGGAAGGCGUCGAGCCGACGAACCAAAUACAAGCAGAACGUUCGGAGGCCACAGACCAAAACGCCGACGACGGCCCUCGUGUUAUGACCACAAUCAGAGGCGAAGAGGUCGACGUCACCGAACUCGGUAUUGAUCCUGAGUAUAUCGCGGCUCUUCCUGAGGAGUUUCGCGAGGAGGUCAUUGCACAGGCAAUCAGCACCAGAAGGUCCGAGGCCCGUGAAGAGACAAAUGGGAACCCGACCGAAGCUUUCCAAGAAUUUCUAGAUGCUCUUCCUGAAGAAUUACGACACGAGAUAGCUCAACAAGAGCGACAUGAGCAGCGCCGCCGGGCUCGUGAAGAAACGAACCGUCAAGCAUCCGCCAGCACUGGCCAGGCUGUCGAACCAGAAAUGGAGACCGCCGAGAUUCUCCUCAGUUUCUCGCCUGAUCUACGACAACAGGUUCUUAGGGACCAAGGCGAAGAGCUCAUGGAUCGACUGACUCCAGAAAUGGCGGCUCAGGCUCGAGCUUUGUCUCACCACAACAACGGCCAUUCCGUCAUCACAGGCCGCAACCCUCAAACCAGCACAAGUCGCCAGCCUGGGCCACCUAACCCCCAAGAAGGAGCAAAGGUACAGCGCCGAACAGUUGUUCAGAUGCUCGAUAAGGCUGGUGUCGCUACGCUCCUUCGUCUGAUGUUCAUUACGCAACAGGGUUCCAUCAGGAACCACCUAUUCAACGUAUUUGCCGAUGUCUGCGAGAAUAAGCAAACUCGACUCGAGGUGAUUAGCACUCUGCUUCAGAUCUUACAGGACGGUAGCGCAGACAUGGGGGCUGUCGAGCGCAGUUUCGGCCAGUUGUCCCUAAAGGCACGAAGACCGAAGGAUAAGGAGAAGGACUCGGAGCAGAAAACCCCGCAGGCACUCAAAAGAAGCCUGACCGGUCUACCCGCCACAAACACUACGCAAACCAAUUCCGAAACUUCGCCUCUCUUGAUUGUUCAGCAGUGCCUGGAUCUGCUGGUGGAGUUAUCAUCAAAGAACCCUCAUAUUCCGUGGCUUUUCCUGACAGAGCACGAAGCCGUUGGGUCAACUCUCAAGCGCUCCCUGAGCCGUAAAGGCAAAGGGAAGGACUCCAAGUCCCACAAGUAUGCCAUUAACUCCUUGCUGUCACUCCUUGACCGCGACCUUGUUAUGGAAAGCUCUGUCGUUAUGACCCAUCUGGCUGAUUUGUUAAAUCGAGUCACAUUGCCUCUCCAAAAUCUUGAACGUCGUCGUAAGGAAGCCGAGGACGAACUGAAAGCCAUUGAUUUACCGCCGGUGGGAGAGAUGUCCAAAACUGAAGAUCCUGUGGACCAAGCUUCGAAAGCGGAACCAACCGAGACGAGCAGCCUUACGCAGUCCAGCACCGAUGCCAAAGAGGACACUGCCACUGAUGUUGUUACCAAGAAACAAGAGAAGAAAGAAGCAGUCCAGAAGAAACUCCGACAGCUUCAGCCGCCUAUUGUCCCCGCCCAGAACCUGACAUUAGCCGUAAGGAUCUUUGUGGCUCGAGAGUGCAGCUCCAAGACUUUCCAAAACACCAUCUCGACUAUCAAGAACCUUUCAGCCAUUCCAGGGGCUAAGGCAACAUUUGGUCAGGAGCUUGUUCACCAGGCUCGGCUUCUUAGUGAGAACAUCGUCGCUGAUCUGGACGAUCUUUUGCCACAUAUUCAGAAGGCAUCUUCAGGCACUGAGAUCCAAGGCGUUGCUCUUGCCAAAUUCUCGCCAGGAGCAUCCGAGCAAAACAAGCUCCUUCGUGUUUUGACAGCAUUAGAUCAUCUGUUCGACAACAAGAAAAAGGGCGACGAGGCCGAGUCCAGCAAGGACAAGGAUGAGAGACACGAUCUAGUCACAUCUCUCUACCACAACUCGACCUUUUCGGCCAUGUGGGAGAAGUUGAGUGCUUGCCUGAGUGCCAUUCGCCAGCGCGAAAACAUGCUCAAUGUGGCUACAAUCCUGCUACCACUAAUUGAAUCUCUCAUGGUGGUCUGCAAGAAUACAACCACCAACGAUGAUCCCUCACAGCAGAAAGAAAUGGUCCUCUCAAGCCCGGCACCCGAGUCUCGUACGGCCAGCCUCUUCUUCAGCUUCACCGAGGAUCACCGACGUAUCCUUAACGAGCUUGUCAGGAGCAAUCCCAAGCUCAUGUCGGGCACCUUCGCACUCCUCGUGAAGAACCCCAAGGUGCUGGAAUUCGAUAACAAGCGCAACUACUUUAACCGCAGCGUCCAUUCCCGAUCAAGUAACAACCCGAGCCGACCCUCCUAUCCUACUUUGCAACUUUCUGUCCGUCGUGAACAGGUUUUCCAUGACUCAUUCAAGUCCUUGUACUUCAAGUCUGGGGAUGAGAUGAAAUUUGGAAAGCUCAACAUUCGUUUCCAUGGCGAGGAAGGCGUUGACGCUGGUGGGGUUACUCGCGAGUGGUUCCAAGUACUCUCUCGGCAGAUGUUUGAUCCAAACUAUGUGCUCUUCACACCUGUGUCCUCUGACCGGACGACCUUCCACCCAAACAAGCUCAGCGGCAUUAAUGAUGAGCAUCUUAUGUUCUUCAAAUUUAUCGGUCGCAUCAUCGGCAAAGCAUUAUACGAGGGUCGUGUUCUUGACUGUUACUUUAGCCGCGCUGUAUACAAGCGAAUCCUCGGCAAAUCUGUCUCGGUCAAGGAUAUGGAAUCAUUCGACCCCGACUACUAUAAGUCUUUGUGCUGGAUGCUGGACAACGACAUCACAGACAUCAUCACUGAAACUUUCUCUGUCGAAAAUGAUGAGUUCGGCGCUACCACCGUCGUUGACCUCAUCCCUAAUGGUCGAGAGAUUGCCGUCACCGAGGAGAAUAAGCAUGACUAUGUCCGUCUUGUUGUCGAACACAAGUUGCUAUCUUCCGUCAAGGAGCAGAUGGCUCAUUUCCUUCAAGGGUUCCAUGACAUUAUCCCUGCCGAACUGAUAUCCAUAUUCAACGAACAGGAGCUGGAGCUUUUGAUAUCUGGCCUUCCCGAUAUUGAUAUCGAUGACUGGAAGAGCAAUACAGAGUAUCACAACUACACACCAUCUUCGCAGCAAAUUCAAUGGUUCUGGCGAGCUUUGCGGUCUUUUGAUAAGGAAGAGCGCGCCAAAUUGUUGCAGUUUGUCACAGGAACUAGCAAGGUUCCACUCAAUGGCUUCAAGGAGCUUGAAGGCAUGAACGGUGUUAACCGAUUCAACAUCCACCGUGACUAUGGCAACAAAGACAGGUUGCCUUCUUCGCAUACCUGUUUCAACCAGCUUGACCUUCCAGAGUAUGAGAGCUACGACCAUUUGCGUUCUCAGAUCAUGAAGGCCAUCACAGCAGGCAGCGAAUAUUUUGGCUUUGCGUGA
Fusarium tjaetaba is the source of this 11973-nucleotide messenger RNA. RefSeq names its product e3 ubiquitin ligase HUWE1. Gene Ontology annotation, molecular function: ubiquitin-protein transferase activity. The transcript is spliced from 4 exons. The coding region runs from base 1 to 11973 and encodes 3990 amino acids. The record is from RefSeq and is a predicted model, not a curated record. Gene Ontology annotation, biological process: positive regulation of protein catabolic process; proteasome-mediated ubiquitin-dependent protein catabolic process; protein polyubiquitination. NCBI's taxonomy places the organism in Eukaryota, Fungi, Ascomycota, Sordariomycetes, Hypocreales, Nectriaceae.